Messenger RNA from Octodon degus (degu), 4256 nucleotides. RefSeq names its product xenotropic and polytropic retrovirus receptor 1 (gene Xpr1). Gene Ontology annotation, cellular component: plasma membrane; Golgi apparatus; cytoplasm. Gene Ontology annotation, molecular function: inositol hexakisphosphate binding. The coding region runs from base 208 to 2298 and encodes 696 amino acids. NCBI's taxonomy places the organism in Eukaryota, Metazoa, Chordata, Mammalia, Rodentia, Octodontidae. The transcript has 15 exons. The record is from RefSeq and is a predicted model, not a curated record. Gene Ontology annotation, biological process: cellular response to phosphate starvation; phosphate ion transport.
CGGGGCGGGGCGGGGCUAUGGAGAGGAGGAGGAAGAUGGCGGGAGGGCGGCUCUGAGGAGACCUCGGCGGCGGCGGAGGAGGAGAGAAGCGCAGCGCCGCGCCGGGGCCCAUGUGGGGAGGAGUCGGAGUCGCUGUUGCCGCCGCCGCCGCCGCCGCCGCCGCCUGUAGCUGCUGGACCCGGGCGGGAGUGAAGGGGAAACGGCAGGAUGAAGUUCGCCGAGCACCUCUCCGCUCACAUCACUCCCGAGUGGAGGAAGCAAUACAUUCAGUAUGAGGCUUUCAAGGAUAUGCUGUAUUCAGCUCAGGACCAGGCACCUUCUGUAGAAGUUACAGAUGAGGACACAGUAAAGAGGUAUUUUGCCAAAUUUGAAGAAAAAUUUUUCCAAACCUGUGAAAAGGAACUUGCCAAAAUCAACACAUUUUAUUCAGAGAAGCUCGCAGAGGCUCAGCGCAGGUUUGCUACACUUCAGAAUGAGCUUCAGUCAUCACUGGAUGCGCAGAAAGAAAGCACUGGUGUCACUACGCUGCGACAGCGCAGAAAGCCAGUCUUCCACCUGUCCCAUGAGGAACGUGUCCAGCAUAGAAAUAUUAAAGACCUUAAACUGGCCUUCAGCGAGUUCUACCUCAGUCUUAUCCUGCUGCAGAACUAUCAGAAUCUGAAUUUUACAGGGUUUCGAAAAAUUCUUAAAAAGCAUGACAAGAUCCUGGAAACGUCUCGGGGAGCAGAUUGGCGAGUUGCUCAUGUAGAAGUGGCCCCAUUUUAUAUAUGCAAGAAAAUCAACCAGCUCAUCUCUGAAACUGAGGCUGUAGUAACCAAUGAACUUGAAGAUGGUGACAGACAAAAGGCUAUGAAGCGUUUACGUGUCCCCCCUUUGGGAGCUGCUCAGCCUGCACCAGCAUGGACCACUUUUAGAGUUGGUCUAUUUUGUGGAAUAUUCAUUGUACUAAAUAUUACCCUUGUGCUUGCAGCUGUAUUUAAACUUGAAUCAAAUAGAAGUAUAUGGCCCUUGAUAAGAAUCUAUCGGGGUGGUUUUCUUCUGAUUGAAUUCCUUUUUCUGCUGGGCAUCAACACAUAUGGCUGGAGACAGGCUGGAGUAAAUCAUGUACUCAUCUUUGAACUUAAUCCGAGAAGCAAUUUGUCUCAUCAGCAUCUCUUUGAGAUUGCAGGAUUCCUGGGAAUAUUGUGGUGCCUGAGCCUUCUAGCUUGCUUCUUUGCUCCAAUUAGUAUCAUUCCCACAUAUGUAUACCCACUUGUCCUUUAUGGAUUCAUGGCUUUUUUUCUUAUCAACCCCACCAAGACUUUCUAUUAUAAAUCUCGGUUUUGGCUGCUUAAAUUGCUGUUUCGAGUAUUUACAGCUCCCUUCCAUAAAGUAGGCUUUGCUGAUUUCUGGCUGGCCGAUCAGCUAAACAGCCUGUCAGUGAUACUAAUGGACUUGGAAUAUAUGAUCUGUUUCUACAGUUUUGAGCUCAAAUGGGAUGAAAGUAAGGGCCUGUUGCCAAAUGAUCCAGAAGAACCAGAAAUUUGCCACAAAUACUCAUAUGGUGUGCGAGCCAUUGUUCAGUGCAUUCCUGCUUGGCUUCGCUUCAUCCAGUGCCUGCGCAGAUACCGAGACACAAAAAGGGCCUUUCCUCACUUAGUUAAUGCUGGCAAAUACUCCACAACUUUCUUCACGGUGACGUUUGCAGCCCUCUACAGUACUCACAAAGAACGAAAUCACUCAGAUACUGUAGUGUUCUUUUACCUGUGGAUCGUCUUUUGUAUCAUCAGUUCCUGCUAUACCCUGAUCUGGGAUCUAAAGAUGGACUGGGGUCUCUUUGAUAAGAAUGCUGGAGAAAACACUUUCCUCCGGGAAGAGAUUGUAUAUCCUCAAAAAGCCUACUACUAUUGUGCCAUCAUAGAAGAUGUGAUACUACGCUUUGCUUGGACUGUCCAAAUCUCAAUUACCUCUAUGACUGUGUUGCCUCAUUCUGGGGACAUCAUUGCUACUGUCUUUGCCCCUCUUGAGGUUUUCCGGCGAUUUGUUUGGAACUUCUUCCGCCUGGAGAAUGAACAUCUAAAUAACUGUGGUGAAUUUCGUGCUGUGCGGGACAUCUCUGUGGCUCCCCUAAAUGCAGAUGAUCAAACACUCCUAGAGCAGAUGAUGGAUCAGGAGGAUGGGGUCCGAAACCGCCAGAAGAAUCGGUCAUGGAAGUACAACCAGAGCAUAUCCCUGCGCCGACCUCGCCUCACUUCCCAAUCCAAGGCUCGUGACACUAAGGUAUUGAUAGAAGACACAGAUGAUGAAGCUAACACUUGAAUUCUCUGAAGUCUAGAUUAGUACCCUUGGUUUUCCUACUCUACAAUCCUUUCCUUGACCAACGCAACCUCUAGUACCUUUUUCCAGCUGAAAACAGGAGAAAACACAUUAACACAUUUUCCGAGCUCUUCCAGAUCGGAUCCUAUGGACUCCAAACAAGCUCACUGUGUUUCUUUUCUUUUCUUCUGGUUUAAUUUUAAUUUUCUAUUUUAAAAACAAAUAUUACAUCAUUUUGCCAAUCAGAGGACAUUUUAAGGACAAAAACAUAGUAUCUAUGGAUUGUUCACAGUCACAAGGACACAGAUACCUAUCAGGAUGAAGAACAGGCAUUGCAAAGACUCUCUGAUGGGACAGUACUGAGCCAUCUCGGCUUCUGUUUGGCCCGGUUUUGACUGGUUAAAACCGGACAUUGAUUUUUAAAUUUUUGUCAGUUUAUGUGGAGAAUUUUUUUCCUUUCCUUCAUACCUAGCGCAAAGGCACUGGCCGCACUUGCAGGAAAAGUGCAACUUAGAACAGUACCUUCAUUCAUGAAGCUACUUUUUAAUUUGAUGUAACUUUUCUUAUUUUGGGGGAGGGUUGCUGGGUGGGUGGGAAAUAUGAUGUAUUUGUUACAUAAAGUUUUCUCGUUAUUUAUGAAACUUAACCAUAAAAGAAUGCUACAACUCCUGUGCAAUGAAGGUGAUAACAGUGAAAGAAGAUAGGGGAAACUAAUACUGGAUGAUAUCUGUAAGAGGAGUCCCACAUACCUCUUUCAGGAGACAACUUGCACCAGUUUGACUUUCUCUUUGCUUUUCAUUUCAAGCCAAAGUUUUAUUAGUAAAUUCUAAGUUGCUGCUGCUUUAGAAUCCAGAGCUUCGCUCCCAUAGCAGGACAUCCCACACAUUUUCUUACCACUGCUUCAAAUUCACAUAAGGGGUUCUGAUCCUUUUUUUUUUUUUCUCUGAGCAGACAUGGAAUACUUUAGCCCAUAUUCCAGCCAUAGCAACUGAAGUUGCGUCUUAUUAUGCUUCAACAUGAAGGGUAAUAGUAAUGUAACCUUUGCUGACUCUGAAUUGGAAGACAGAGCCAUUUCAGAGGCUUUUCACAUUCUUGCUAGUUUUUUCCUCUUGUCUCAUUCCUUUAGUGAGAAUUUGGUUGAAUUACAAGUUAUUUGUAAGGAAACCAUAUUUUUGAGCAUAGAACAAAAUAUCUUUCCUUCUUUGUAUUGCAUUGAUACAAAAGACUUUGAUAACCAUUUCUCUGAACAGUUUGAAAACAUGAACAUUGAAUUCCAUGCUGUCCCAUAAUAGAAAACUGCUUUUAAAAUUUGAGAGUGUCUAAAUCUGGUUAUAUAUAGGAAAUGUAUUUCUGAGUUAAGAUUAAUAAUGGUCUAUGUGCAAUGACCAUUUUACUCUUGUCUUAUGUAUUCCCUGCCUAAGUGCUCUUGAUUUACUGGAAAAUCAUAAGGCAUUUUAUUUUCCUGAAUAGGAUUGGGAUUAAGUUGAGUGUCUUGGGACUGGCGAUAUAAUUUUGAGAUAGAGCAUUUGCCCUGCCUGAAUAAGGCCCUGGGUUUUUAAAAAAUUAUUUAACAGUUAAGAUGAAAAGCUAUUAUGAAACCAGGAAAAGUAAAGUUUAAACAAUGCCCUCAGCCUCAGUUGGAGAACCCAAAAGCUUAAUUUUAGACAAAGAAUCAAAUAGGCAGCUAUUAAUACUUGUAUUGUCUUAAAAACAUGUAGUUAAUUGCCCUUUUAUUCAUCACUUUUGCAUUCAGCUUUUCCCUACAUAUCAUAAAUCUUUAUUCAUCCCUGUCAUAAUUCUAGAAAUUGUGUUAGAGUUGCUUUUAAUACCAAACUUCUGCCAAUUAACUGACAAAUAGUUUCUUUUAAAAGGAGUUUGUUUCUUCUUUAGUCUGUACACUUGCAAAGUAUAUUCCCUUUCUGAAUCAAGAUUACUUUUUUCCUUAAAAAUCAUACAACUUU